AUGUGGGGCGGCGGCGCGCAGUGUGUUCACGCCUCACUGCCGCGUAAUUCUCGCGCGCAGCCCGCUCCUACUCUCAGCGGCGCCAUCGCUAGCCGUCGCCCGCCCAGGCCAACGCCACCUUCUCCUACAUUAGUAGCCAAGAUUGACUCAUCAGUGGCAUGUCUUUGGCUACUGACACCCUUGUCUGCCGGUACAGCUGUAGUUGCAGUACUGGUUGCGGUUUCAACUAAUAACUGGUUGCAUACCGAAGAAAAUAUGUUGAACCCUUUAUACAACGGUACUGGAAAACAUGCUUUAGUGGCCAAACACACAGUAUCUGGACUUUGGAGAAUAUGUCAUACUGAACCGGGCAGUACGUUGUUUCGGUGUUUGGACAUCCCAUAUUUUCCUCUGUCGCAAUACACGCCAGAUCCAAGUGAUUCUACAAAUGCGAUUCCCUACGUAGUGACGCGCUCUGCUGCACCAUUACUUCUCGCUGUGUUCGCACAAGCGUUAGGAGCUUUGUGCUGUGUCCUGGGCCAUUGCGUCAAAGGCCGACGUUUAUGCACAUUUAUUGCUGGCGUGUUAUUCAUUAUUUCUGGAUUAAUAAUGCUGACCGGCAUUGUUAUGUACAUAUCGGUGUUCAAGUCACAAGUGGGUCACAAACUACGUUACAUGACAGUUUUUGAUACGCCGAGAAUGUCCUAUAGCUAUGGUUAUUCUUUUGGACUAUACAUAAGUGGAUUUGUGGCAGCCGAAUUAGCCGGCACGUCAGCAAUAUUUCUCUUUUUACAAUGGUAUCAAAAAGAUUGGAUAACAGAGUUAUGUGAGAAAGCAAAAGCAGACUGUCGUGCAUGGGAUCGUGAAUACGCCUUUACAGAAUUUAGAGAAAGGGAUUCAUCAUUACUGGAGAGGCGUAUGAUGAAAAGGGAUACCUAUCCACCAACAGGAUCUUCUGCGGCCACUCCGCACGAACGACGCCGAUUCAUAUAUGAGGGCGAUGAAUUGCCGCACUGCUCAAUACACAAAAACAGAAGAAUCAACUUGAGCUCUGCAUCUUUAAAAGACUUGUCAUCAUCUACGUUAUACGGAUUUCCUGCCGCUCCACGACCGACAGCUUGUGACAAUUAUUUUGAAGAAUUAAAGGAGAUUCCUCAGAGCGCAAAUACACUAAGUGGUUUGAGAAGCGCCUCGAUAUUCCAAUCACAAGCAUCAAUAGCUAGUGGUAGAUUCCUAGAUACUUCAGCAGUGGAACCACCUCCUUCAAGAGAGGAAGAACUGGUAACAUUCGGUACUGGAGCUCGUGCUGCAAACACUGCCGGUGACAAGCCUUCGCGUCACGAUCGCGCUGUUGGUACCGAUCCCUAUCGAAGAACAACGCCCGUUUGA
Molecule: messenger RNA, 1368 nt
Organism: Parnassius mnemosyne (clouded apollo)
Lineage: Eukaryota; Metazoa; Arthropoda; Insecta; Lepidoptera; Papilionidae
Source: the annotation of a GenBank genome assembly